AUGACUCAAGGAAGUGCAUUCAAAAAGGAACAGAAAGAACAUUACCAGCACACUUAUGCCGACAGCGGCGGGGAACCCAAAGCUGCCGAAGCGCGGCACCGGGCCCCCCCCGUGCCGCCCCGCAGCCUGGCGCGGUACCCGCAGCGCCGGGCACGUUCCGCCCGCUCCAGCUCUGCCUCCUCGCACGCUCUCCUGCUGCCAGCCGCGGUGACGGCCCGCCGCAAAACAGAAGGAGCGAGCGCUGGAAGCGGGCAGGAGAGCUCAGCCGCUCCGCUGGACAGCCCUGCUUCCGAAGGCAAGAUGCACCGGCAUGAAAAGCGAACACCUCGUCUGUUUCAAAGCGAAGCGCGGGUCGCAGAGGUCAGCGGGCAGCCCGUGCCGCCCGGCUCGCUCCUGACCUUGGGUGCGCCGCGAGACGCCGACGGACACACGGACGGAUGGACGGACAGACAGACAGACACGCGGCAAAGUCGGGAUGCGCGCUCGCGGCGAAGCACGUUACCUGGCACGCAGCACCGCCCGAGGGAUCAACGGGCGGUCACCCCCCCCUCCGACACCUCCGCGCCGGGGGCGGGCGGUUGGCACGGCGCGGCUCUCCCGGCCAUCCCGCGCGACGGCACCGGGGGGACAAACGCCGGGCAGCCCCGCCGCCGCAGCUCUGCUACUUUUCACAGCCGGAGUUUGCAGCGGCGCCGGCAACCGCCGCCUUCCAGCGCCCCCGCCGAUCCCCGCCCCGCCCCGCGCACCGAGCGGCCGGCGCGGAGCAGCUCGCCCGGCGCCGUCCCGCAGCCGCAGCAACUUCUGCCGCGCGCCGCUCUCGCGGCCCCGCCCGGCCGCGACCCCCGCGCGCCUCCCGCCGCACCUGCAGGCAGCCCGGCGCGGGCUGGGAGCGCUGCAGCGGGCAGCUCUGCGGAGCCGGCGCCGCGGGCGAGCCCGGGCGGUCGGGGCGGCGCCGGGCGCUGCCGCGGGCGGAGCGCGCGCUCGGCGCGGAGGGGCGCGCUGCCUCAGGCGGGCGGAGCGAAGAUGGAGGCUCGGCAGCCGCCCGCCCAUCCCGGCCUGACACGCCGACGGGGCUCGGCUCCGGCGGAGCUACCGCCGCCGUCUGACGCCCUCUGCCGUGCGGCUCCAGGGCGGGCGGCGGAGGUACCGGGGCGGCGGUUGUCCGGGCGGGAGGUGCCAGCCCUGUCCCAGGUCCUGCGGAAAGUUGUUUUAGACGCGUGGGCUAAAAGGGGACCGAGUUCCCCCCGUGCCUCAUCAAACACUCACCGCCGAGCUCUCACAGCAGGUUCACCCAGCCCCAAAGCCACUCGCGCGGCGGUCAGACGGCGCCGUGCCCACGCGUGA
This is a messenger RNA of Gallus gallus (chicken), 1344 nucleotides long. RefSeq names its product translation initiation factor IF-2-like. The transcript has 3 exons. Bases 1 to 1344 code for a protein of 447 amino acids. NCBI's taxonomy places the organism in Eukaryota, Metazoa, Chordata, Aves, Galliformes, Phasianidae. The record is from RefSeq and is a predicted model, not a curated record.